UACCAGUCUCUUGUCUGAUUUUCAAGAUCUUGUUUUCUAGACAAUAACAUAUGCUUUUCUGCUAUCUACAGUAAAACAAGUGCUUUGUCUACAAUUAGAUCAUGUAAUUGAUGAUUUUUUUAAAGAAAAAUGAGAUAAUAGCAUGUCUUUUUUUAUUCGUUUCUAUAGUUAUUAAAUACUGCGAUAGUUCUCUUUUUUCCUUUUAAUUCUCUUAUUGAUCUAGAGUAUCGCUGACAAUCAAGUAGGGAAAAAUCUAAAAAUCAGGAGAAAAUAUUGAAAAUCAGCUCCUGAAACCAGGAGAUUUUCUAUCAGGAUAGCAGUCCAAAAAUCAGGAGGUUUGGCAAGCCUGGUCCAAAUGGAAAACAUUUAGCUGUUGAAUAUCAAAAUGAAAUUAUUAAUAUGUUUUCUAUUGCACAAAAUGAAACAACAGUCAAUUUUCAUGGACAUAAAUCAACUAUAAUUACAUUCACAUUUACACAAGAUUCAGCAACGUUGAUCUCAGGAUCGAAAGAUACAGAUAUUAUCGCUUGGGAUCUUAUUACUGAAGCUGGACUUUGUCGUCUUCGAGGUCAUAAAGCACCUGUAACAAAAGUUAUUAUUAUGGCUAAUCAAUCAAUACUUAUUUCAAGUUCAAAAGAUAUGACAAUAAAAUUCUGGGAUAUGACUAUUCAACAUUGGUUUCAUACAAUUGUUACACAUAAAACAGAGAUGUGGAGUAUUGGUCUAGCACAUGAUCGAUAUUUAAUUACUGGUUGUUCAGAUAAUGAAUUACGAUUUUUUGCUUUAAGAUCUACGGCAACAGUAAUGAGAUUUCUCGUUUUUUUAAAGAUAUUGAUUAUUGAAAUUUAUUUCUUUUUAACAUGA
This is a messenger RNA of Rotaria socialis, 864 nucleotides long. NCBI's taxonomy places the organism in Eukaryota, Metazoa, Rotifera, Eurotatoria, Philodinida, Philodinidae. The record is from the annotation of a GenBank genome assembly.